UAAUGACAUUGACGAUAUGAUGGAUGAUGAAGACCCUGUAGAAGAUGAUGGAUACAUGAGCGGAAAUGAAUACAAAGAGCAAGAUUCUGCAGGAAAUGAUAGUUAUAGGAGAAUAAGAGAUGAAUUUGAGGCGCAAGAUCCAGCAGAUGAUGAUGAUAGCUAUAGGAGAGUCAGAGAUGACUGCAAAGAGGAUGCACAAGAUAAUGUCUCUGAAGAUGAGGUGCGUGAUAAAGUUUCUAAGCCUGAUGAAACUAUGGAUGCUUCUAACUCUGUGACACAUGAGGAAAAUGCCGUUGAGCCAAUAGAUGAGGCUGAGAGAGAGAAACAUGCUAAGUUGUUCUCUCUUCCCCCUCAUGUGUCAAAAGUUUUCAUUGGUGGGCUUCCCUGUGAUGCAACAGAGGAGGACCUAAAAGAGCUUUGUGAACCCUUCGGUGAAAUUUUUGAGGUAAAGUUGGUGAAGGACAAGGAAAAAAGGAAAAUCAAGGGUUUUGCUUUUAUUUCAUUCACAUCAAAGGAUGUUGCACAUAAAGCCUUUGAAGAAGUGCAAGAUAAAGAAUUCAAGGUACCCUAGCAACUCUGAUCCCCUGGCUCAGCCUCAAAUCUCGGCUUUCAACUACUCCUCAGGGGCUAAGCACAAUGGGACAUCAAAGUUGAUUUUGAAGUAAUUGA
Asparagus officinalis (garden asparagus) is the source of this 669-nucleotide messenger RNA. RefSeq names its product multiple RNA-binding domain-containing protein 1-like. The record is from RefSeq and is a predicted model, not a curated record. Bases 17 to 571 code for a protein of 184 amino acids. Gene Ontology annotation, molecular function: RNA binding. Lineage: Eukaryota; Viridiplantae; Streptophyta; Magnoliopsida; Asparagales; Asparagaceae. The transcript has 3 exons.